Phanerochaete carnosa HHB-10118-sp is the source of this 2271-nucleotide messenger RNA. RefSeq lists its product as uncharacterized. Bases 254 to 2131 code for a protein of 625 amino acids. Gene Ontology annotation, cellular component: transcription factor TFIIIB complex; transcription preinitiation complex; nucleus. Gene Ontology annotation, biological process: transcription preinitiation complex assembly; DNA-templated transcription initiation; transcription by RNA polymerase III. The record is from RefSeq and is a predicted model, not a curated record. The transcript is spliced from 3 exons. Gene Ontology annotation, molecular function: RNA polymerase III type 3 promoter sequence-specific DNA binding; RNA polymerase III general transcription initiation factor activity. Lineage: Eukaryota; Fungi; Basidiomycota; Agaricomycetes; Polyporales; Phanerochaetaceae.
UUUGACCUCGACGUCGCUCACAACCUGCUCGCUAUCAUCGUCGUUGACAAAAGCGUCCAAAACUCCGGCUAUAAAAUCUGGACUAGGGCGUCAACGACCCCCUUCUCCGUACCUGUGCUAGCAGCGGCUAGACCCGCGAAGCCCACUCUUGGCCGUGACUGACGUCGACAAAAGACCCUCGUCUACACCUUGUUGGUACCCUUCAUCCCUCCUUGCGUAUUCUGGGCUACCCCCUACACUCAAGUCUGGCCGGAUGAGUGAGGGCGUAUGUGUGGAAUGCGGCGAAUCAACCGUCUAUGAAGAGGAGCUGGGCUCUGCCGUCUGCGCGAACUGCGGUACACUCACAAAUCCCUCGCAGAAUGUCCUUGCAUCUCAUUUGGAGCACGUGGACACGUCUGGAUAUGAACGUACUUCAUUUGUUAAUACUGUCCAGGGCUCCACUCUGAAGGGUCGACACGGCUGGGCUCUUGCUGGACAAGAAAAGGAUGCUAGGGAUAGACGGAACAUGGUUGCAAUGCACGAAGCCAUAAGGUCUAUAGCCGGUAGCCUCUCAAGCACGAGUUCUGCAACACGCGCGCAGGCUAUAUUCGAUCAAGCAAUGAGAAAGGGUCGUUACAGAUGGGGUCGCAAGGCCAAGUUGAUAGCAGGUGCAUCGCUUGCGAUCGCCCUACGCGAAGCAAAUAAGAGCGACUCUUUACGAGACAUUGCAUAUCUCCUUGAAGAACCGCUGCCGUCGCUUUCGAAAGUGUUUACCGCGACGACUCUGCUGCUGCAACUCAGAUUGAUCUCGGCGGAUCCCGCUCAGCACCUGUCAGUGUUGCAGGCGCAUCUCCUCACGCUUAUCCGACAGCCUGCGUCUCUCCCACAUCAACUGUCUACAGCGCUCACGCCUCUGGAAGGAAGGAUAUCGACAGUUCAGCAUACCGCUAUCGCACUUGCCAGUCUAGUUUCGCGCGUGCCUUCACUAGCAGCACUGCCAACAGCAUCGACGGCGUGUGCAGUUCUCAUACUUUCACUCGAAGGCGAGUUGUCUGCUUCUCUACCCCAGGCUGGUGCGUUGGCACAAGCCUUCGGUGCACGUGUUGGCGCAAGCAAAGCAAUUGUCAUGCAGCGAUAUAAGGCCAUUUACGAUCUCGUAGAGGAAUACGUUCGUGACGUGCCCUGGCUCGACGCACACGAGAAGAGCGGUCGAGGCAGGUCAAAGGUCGCAAAGCGCGUUGUCGUUGCACGCGGACUCAAAGACGUCGUACAGUUCCAAGGAGAUAUCUGGCACAGGAAGCUUGAGGCGCAGGCAAAACCCGGAUUCGAUAUCGAGGUCGAUAGCAGCGCAGAUGGAGACGAUGAGGAUAGUCUAAGCGCUUCCGAACAGCCCGAGGGCGCGUUGGAAAUAUCGAAACCCAGCGGCACACCGGACGACAACGCCAUCUGCGGUUCUUCGCGGCGUAAGAAGACCAGGAGGACUCCACACGAGCGGGCCGUGGAGCAGGCCUCGCAGUUCUUAUUAAACCCACUUGCGAAAACUGCCUCAGCCUUGACAGCGAAGAGUAGCGGCAGGCGGUCAGAGACAGGGGAGUUACUCGAGCAUUUUCUCACUGCAGACGACUCUGCCCUGACUCACGCGUUCGUGCACCCGCCUACUCGACUGCAGCUGCUCGCGGCAUCGCGUGGAGAAGAGGCUGUCCUCGACGAGGAACUGUUCGAUGAAGGCGAGCUGGAAGGGCUCCUCAGAUCUCAAGAGGAAGUUGAGGUCUUGCGCCAGACAUUCGAAUGGGACCCUGCGGAUGGCGGGGACGCCGAGACCACUGAUACCCCGAGGAAGCCCAAGAAACGGAAGCGCGAAGACACUGGUUACCAGAGCGACAACGCUCAAGACAGCGGAGGCAAGCGUACGAAGAGAGUGGACAUGGACGCCCUAGCCCGACUGCUGGACCCAGAGACUAACUUGAACGAUAUUGAUGACGACGAAGACUUUGAUGCGCUUGGGCUGGGCAUUGGGCUCGGCGAGAAGAGCGAUGACGUGGAAGAGCUCUCCUCAUAUACAAUUGAGGGGGGAGAGGACGAGGAGGUGGGAGAGUGGAGACCUCUUUCGCCUGGAGGCGCGACGUUCGACGAGGAUAGGUACGAGGUCUGAGGAAGUCGAAUCGUCUGCCGGCUUCAGCUCAUCACAUCUCGGCGCAUACUAUCUUGAGACGUAUAGCAUCGGACUCUGUAGUUCUACUUUUGCAUAAUCAUUUUACAUACUCUGUAAUACACUUGCGGUUGGGUUAUCUC